AUGGGCUGGCUCUGGGGUAGCAGCGACAACCCCGACAAGCUCGAUCCGUCGCUGCGCGAGUUUUUGAAGAAAGAAGCACCUACAGGGCCAAAGCCCACACUCCCCACCGCACCAAAAAAGAAGCCUGUCGAGACAGCACCGGCAGCAGCACCAGCGCCGUCUACACAAGCAACUGCAGAGUCCGAAAGACCGAUCGUGCCGCCUCAGUCGCAGUUCCAAGAUGGCCGCUACGCACAUCUCUGGAAAAACUACACACCACAAGAUGUCCUCAUGGACCGAGGGAAGAACGAGCAGGACAAGUUGAGGGAUCUUGUGGAUGCAUACAACGACCGCAAUGCCUCCAUUGGGCAAAUCGCUAUGGAGAACUGUGCGCUUGAGUACAUGGAGCAGUUCGAGUGCUUCAGGAAUCCAAAGACAUGGUGGUCCCUAGGCACAAUGUGCAACGCCGAGUCAAGGAGAUUUAAUCGCUGCUACGACGUGCAGUCGAAGUUCCUAAAGGCACUUGGCUAUCUGACACUGGAUGCUCGAUCACCAGAAGAAGACGAGAAGAUACAAAUGCACGCCGACAAGCUAUACCAACAGAUGCUCAAACAAGAAGCGGAGAUCGAAAAGGCAGAAGCCGAGGGCAGGGAGCCGCCCAAGUUCGAGAGCGUACUGUCCAAGGCAAAUGUUGCGCGGGCUAUGGCCGGCAAGCAGACCACCAUCACACCUCUGCCGGCUCAAGGUAGCGCGCCAGUCGAUACGGAGGACGAAAUAUGGAGUCAAAUCAAACCUGAAGCUCGCAAAAAGUACGAGGAGAGCAUCGCUAAGCUGCCGCCAAAAGACCAGGAGUUCGAACGCAUGGCAAUACUGGGCGAGCUGAAAGCGCAGACAGGCAUGGCCAAGCAGGUUGAGGAGACAUUUGUAGAAGAACGCAUAAACCGGAUGAAGAGGAAAGAAGCCGGGCAAGCAACGAUAGGGGAUACUAUCAAGAGCUGGUGGGGCUGGGGCUGA
Ascochyta rabiei is the source of this 993-nucleotide messenger RNA. RefSeq lists its product as uncharacterized. The record is from RefSeq and is a predicted model, not a curated record. Bases 1 to 993 code for a protein of 330 amino acids. The transcript has a single exon. Lineage: Eukaryota; Fungi; Ascomycota; Dothideomycetes; Pleosporales; Didymellaceae.